Molecule: messenger RNA, 839 nt
Organism: Botrytis cinerea B05.10
Lineage: Eukaryota; Fungi; Ascomycota; Leotiomycetes; Helotiales; Sclerotiniaceae
Exons: 2
Coding region: 272-658 (128 amino acids)
Source: RefSeq, a predicted model, not a curated record
GGAACAAUCUGGAAAAAAAGCUGUAAAAUCCAAAAACUUUCAUUGUCAAUCAGAGACUUUUCUUUUUGGCGAGCUCCAAAUAUAAGCAUUGAAAAGAAUUCGCAUUCCAUUCAUCGAUUAUUACCCAAACGCACCGGGCCAUCAUCAACACCAAAGGGAGCUUUCCUUUAUUCAACGACCUUCCCUUUCUACUGAGUACCUAUAACAAGGUCCAUAUCCAUAGGGACUCAUUACAAGUCCGUAUUUUAUCUUCAGUUCGCGAGUUUCGAUAAUGUGGACCCCUUAUCAUGCACGUCGACGGCGACCACCAUAUUUCGUCGUACAUGUUUAUUUUGGCAAAGAAGGCACGGGAGGAUUUGAGCAUUCGUGGUCUGAACGUUGGUUUACACACUCAGCAAUUAGCUACAGGUCUUUUGUGGCGAGGUGCACCCGUUCAUUGAUGGCGAAUCACCCAAACACAGUUUUGGAAGAUUUCAGGUUGAUUCUCAAUGUGAGAACGGAAUCAUACGAACAAAUCACCGCAGCCAACAUUCGGGCGGUGAUGAGAGAACUUCAAUCUUGUCAGGAGAGACGCAUGAUAUUCCCCGUUUACCUCAAGAUACGCCCUUCAGUGGAAACAUCAAGUAAUUCAAUUGUCAGUGUUGAAGAGUGUCAAUGAAGACGAAUGAACCAAUCUGCAAUAUUUCCAAAUUGAAUACCAAAUGGAGAUUCUUUUCCUGUCUCUAGAGCUGUGUUCCAAAUUGAGAAGCCACAAGUAUUGUGGAGGCGACUUCCCUCAUCAAGCAGACUUAAACUUUCAAACUUCCUCCUUCUUAUCUUGAAUUAUUGACUUCUGGUCA